CUUCACUAAGUGUGAGAAUAGUUGAAGAGACAAGUGAAGACAGCAGACAUGUCCCUCUGUCGAUCCCUGCAUCUCACUUUCAUGUUUUCCUUUCCUGCUCUCUGGUGUGGUAUCAAGGCUCAAGAGUUGAGUCUUCUGAGCAGUCGGGUGUCUGUGGCCUUCACUGGGGAAAAUCAGUGGAUACAGUAUCAAGCAACGAAGCCAGCCAACUGCAGCCAAACCGUCUUAAAAUGUUUCGACCCGCUUGGCCAACCCUUCUACGAACACCCAGUUCGUCCAACUGUCGGGAGCCCCUUGUCUUGGAGAGAAAUUGUUCUACUAGAAAAUCCAUCACACUCUGGAGAGUAUUACUGCGAGCAUCAGGCAGCCCGAGUUUACUGGUUCCUCAGACUGAGAGAUAGCGGCUACUGGGAGACCACACAGAACAGCUCCGAGUGCAUCAUCUUGGCUACAACCUUUGCGGUGUUGUUGGUCCUCAGUGUCGUAGGCUCGUGGUAUGUCUUCAGAUGCAGUUGGGAACGGACCUGUGGCAGCAGGCCUAAAGGGGAGAACCGCAGACGCGUGGUGGAGGACAACAAUGACAGAGCAGCGCCAUCAUCCGUCUAUGCCAGCCUCGAUCCUCACACUCAAUCUGUUUAUGCGGUUCUGGACCGGACAUCUGUCGCAUCCGAGCCGGAUCAAAAGCAAAGUGCUCCCAGAUCAAAGAAGAGCCACAAAACAGUGUCUCCAGACGUCCAUGGUGAAGGAGCGUUUGAGUCGGUCUACGAGAACUUCUGAUGUGGUUUCAAAUGAAAGAACUGCAUUUUAAUGUUGGAACUUUGUACGUAGAUGGAAAUGUAAAUAGAUAUAUUUCUAAAAACUCUCAGUGUUUUGUCUUUGAUAAGAUAUAAUAAUGAGACACCCCAAGAGGUUUCACUGUCACAUAAAACUGCAAAAGAUUUUUCUUCUCUUAUUAUCAAAUGUUUUUCGUCAAACCAAGAACCUUCUGCAUAGGAUUCUUUUUGACACAGCAUUUUAUUCUCCGUCUGACAAGUCCUACAUAUGAUGCAGCAACGCUGCGACGUUAGCCCCACCCCAGCUCUCAUUUGACCAAUGGGAGCUUCAGCUCGAAAUGUCACGCACCAAUGGCAUUUCCUCUCUCUGGUCUGACUUCCGGGCUCAGCUUGUUGUGCUUGUCAUUCGUCAUGGCUGCGGAGGGAGACUUUCUGGCCAGAUACCGCGCUGUAUCAAAUAAACUGAAAAAGCGUUUUCUACGGAAGCCCAAUGUAGCUGAGGCUAGUGAGCAAUUCGGUCAACUGGCCAAGGAGCUGAAGCAACAGGACUGUCUGCAGUAUGCUGCCUUCUGUAAUCUGGCCAUGGCUCGGUGUGAACAGACUCUUUUCAAUGCUCCAGGAGAAGCUCUGGCAUUAACCGAUGCUGCCCGCCUCUUUCUCUCAUCGGAGCAGGAGAACUGGGCCUUGCAGGCUCCUGGCUUUGAUGAGCAUCUUCAGGCCGCGCUUAACUGCUACAGCUUUGCCAUCAAGGUUUACAUAGAGAUGAACCAGCCUGUGAUGGCGGCCAGUCUGUGUCUGGAACUAGGAAAUGCGCUCAAGGAGAUGAAUCGACCCGGUGAGGCCAUCGUUCAUUACCAGAGAGCCUCUGAGCUGCAGUUUCAGACCCCAGUUGAAGCUUUGAUGUCUUUGGGAGAAAUGGCGACUUGUAAAAUUCUCACACGUGACUAUGACGGUGCAUUGUCAGUGUUUACAGAUAUGCAGAUCAUGUGUCAGGAGAAGGGUCUGCUUCUGCCAGGCACCAACACUCCAGUUGGUGCGUUUCUUGACAUUAUGGCAAAAUGUGAGAUCUCCAGAGUUUUGCUGCUGAUGCUGCUGGAGCCUCCCCCACAGAAGCUUUUACCAGAACACGCACAAACACUGGAGCGAUACGCUUGGGAGUCCUUCGACCCGCACAGCCAGGUCUUGUUCCUGCCUGAGAACGUCUUCCUGCUCCUGCAGUCAGUCGUGAUGGCGUGUCAGGAGAAGGACACAGAGUCCCUCAAGUCUCUUCAGACGGAACUAUGGCCACUUCUGACAGCUGAGCAGAACCACCUGCUCCACCUGGUGGUUCAGGAGCGCAUCACACCAUCUGGACAAGGCAUUUAGGCGCCUUCUGUUUACACUUUUUUUGUCUUCCUUCGGGAACCUUUCUCCUUGAACUAGGUCUGUUUUAAGACUUGUUUUUAGGGUUUAAGGCAGCACCAAUCUGACUUUUAAAAUCAGUGUGUAUUGUGUGUCCUGUUUUCCCAUAAUGAAACUUUAUUGACUGGUGAUGAAGUGUCCCAUGUGGUGAAAUAAAUUCUGAUUUGUGUGUUUUAUAGAAGAUGGAGGCUGCUUGUUUGUCCACUGUAACGGAAGUUGCUUACUUAGGCCAACAGCUGUCGUGCUGAGCCUUUAUCUACACUACAGUUUCCCCUCCAUAUUUAUUCUUUAUCUUGUAGCACAGGCAGCUUCCCAGACAGCUGUUAGUCACAUCGAUCGGAUGUGCUCCAGAAUGUUGAGUGAAACGUUUGCAAUGAUACGAAAGUUGACCUCCUAUUUGCAUAAACUUGAGUUGGAUUCCAUCCUAUGUCAUAGUGAGUGUGUAAUUUUAACCUUUUCGCCUCCUCUCCCUACUCUACAUUGUUUCCAGAUGUAAA
Molecule: messenger RNA, 2671 nt
Organism: Synchiropus splendidus (mandarinfish)
Lineage: Eukaryota; Metazoa; Chordata; Actinopteri; Syngnathiformes; Callionymidae
Product: 40-kDa huntingtin-associated protein-like
Exons: 17
Coding region: 1125-2138 (337 amino acids)
Biological process (GO): vesicle cytoskeletal trafficking
Cellular component (GO): early endosome
Molecular function (GO): protein binding
Source: RefSeq, a predicted model, not a curated record